AAUGUUUUAGUUCUAAUCACACCAUUAACAUGAACACCGGUGCCGGUCAAAUUCUUGAUCUCAUAGCUGAUAAAUAUCACUAUGUGGGAUAUGUUUUAGAAAAGAAAUGGAAUGGCUUGCUGGAUAUUAUAGGUGAUGAUCCCCAAAUCGUGUGGAUCUUGGGUACCACUGCGGUAUUUAUGCUGGUCUAUUGGCUGAAUGCCAGUUGGUAUACCUUUAUGGAUGUCACCUUGAAACCGAAGUCUGCACGAAAAUAUAAAAUUCAGCCGGAGAAAAAUGCACCUGUUGAAACGAAAAAACUUAUUGAGGGCAUCCUUAAUGUCUUAAUGAACCAGACCCUUGUCGGAAUUCCCAUGUAUUAUAUCCUCUAUCACACACUCUUCAAGGUCCGUUGCAAUCAGACACCCCUACGUGAGCUACCCACCAUGCAAAAGGUCCUCUUCGACAUAGUCGUCGUUUCCAUAUUAGAAGAAUUCUAUUUCUAUUACAUUCAUCGGGCAAUGCAUCACAAAUCGAUAUAUAAAUAUGUCCAUAAGAAACACCACGAAUGGACUGCGCCCAUUGCGGCGAUAACCUUCUAUGCUCAUCCCUUGGAACAUAUCUUUUUGAAUUUAAUACCCGUAUCGCUGUCGUUUGCAUUGGUCCGCUCGCAUGUCUUUACCGUCUGGCUGUUCCUGACAUUGGCCAUCUUCAAUUCAAUGGCAGAUCAUUCGGGAUAUUCAUUUCCACGUUCCGGCUCUUCGAUACGUUAUCAUGAUUUGCAUCAUUCGAAAUUUAAUUAUAACUACGGCAUGUUUGGAUGGUUGGACAAACUUCAUGGAACCUAUAGAGAAUCUAAAGUGGAAACGGAACCUAGUGUUAAAAAUAAGGGCAAACAUAUCAAAGACAAAAGUGUAAAUAAGAAAAUGAAGAAUAAAUAA
This is a messenger RNA of Musca vetustissima, 920 nucleotides long. RefSeq names its product fatty acid hydroxylase domain-containing protein 2-like. Gene Ontology annotation, molecular function: C-4 methylsterol oxidase activity; iron ion binding. The transcript has 4 exons. Gene Ontology annotation, biological process: sterol biosynthetic process. Bases 30 to 920 code for a protein of 296 amino acids. NCBI's taxonomy places the organism in Eukaryota, Metazoa, Arthropoda, Insecta, Diptera, Muscidae. The record is from RefSeq and is a predicted model, not a curated record.